AUGCCACAACAACUCGUUGAUCUUCCUCACGAACUGAUUCUUCACAUGAUGGAAUUUGUCAUCAUUACCGAUAAUAGAACGAUACGAUUCGAGUCAAAUAUUAAAAAUUUAUGUAAUUUUGAAUUAAUUUCCAAGCAAUUAAAGGUUCGGGAAUAUUUGGAGAAAUAUUGGAAGAUGGUCUUGUAUCAAUUUAUUCAUAUUAGAUUGGAAAUUAAUGAGGAUGGAAAGGAGAUGAUUCAACCAAUCAAUCCUUGGGAUGUUUGGAAGAAAAAAGAUCAAACAUUACAGGAAUUUGUGGAGAGGAAGAGGUCGUUUAAGAGAAGUUUUGCAAUUUUGAAUGAAAUGGAAAGGAGAAACUAUUUGAAUACCAAUAAGGCUAAUUUUAAACUUUGCAUAACUGGACCUGGUGGAUCAGGAAUUCAUAGUUUCAUUCAUAGAUAUUUAAAUGAUGUAUUUUAUGAUCAAUAUGAUUAUUCAAUAGAUGACAUAUUUUACAAAACUAUCCUAUUUAAUGAGAGAAAAGUUGAAUUAGAAAUUUGGGAGACUGGUUUUAGGAGUACUGAUUAUUACUUGUUCCUGGAAUCAAAACUAAAAGGAGCAAGGGGAUAUAUUGUGCUUUUACCGAUACACGCAGAUGUUGACAAGUAUGGGGUUUUUGAAAGAAUUAUUAAAUCUAUUGUAUACAUGCAUGAUGACGAAUCAGUACCAUUAUUAAUAGGUAUCACUCAAAUUGAUAAGUUGGAGACCAAUAGCUCACUAAAUUUGGAUCAAGUUAAACAAAAAGUUACUGAUAUAAUGAAUGUGUACUCGUGUUUAGAUUUUGAAAUUGUUGAAACAAGUUCCAAGAGUAAUAUUAAUAUUCAUACAGUCAUAGAAAAAGCCCUUCUAAAAGGAUAUUUCUUCGAAGGAUCCAAAUAUUGCAAUAGAAGAUUAUUAUGGAGAGGGUUAUAA
Naegleria gruberi is the source of this 951-nucleotide messenger RNA. RefSeq names its product rab family small GTPase. Gene Ontology annotation, molecular function: GTPase activity; GTP binding. The transcript has 2 exons. Bases 1 to 951 code for a protein of 316 amino acids. The record is from RefSeq and is a predicted model, not a curated record. NCBI's taxonomy places the organism in Eukaryota, Heterolobosea, Eutetramitea, Acrasida, Naegleriidae.